GGUUGCGUCGGCUGCAGUCGGCCUCAGUCGUCUGUUCAAGAAGGGGUUAGUGUCACAACCGACCGAGUGUCAAGUGAAAACGUAAACAAGAAUGACUCUCGAGACCAAAAGAGAGGCCAGUUGAAGCAGGAAAGCUGCUCAUAGUGUAGACGUGCUCUGCUCGUCCUACUCUUUUCACUCUUAAUUGGAGAGAGCGACGCAGAGGACUUGACCAUGGCUCCGCAAAAAGGACUGUUUACAUAUGAGACACUUGUUCAUGCUAUAGCUGGUGCCACGGGAAGUGUUGUGGGGAUGACAGUAUUUUAUCCACUGGACACAGUGCGAUCACGCUUGCAAUUGGAAGAAGAUAGAAAAGCCAAAAAUACCUUUGCCGUCAUAAAAGAGCUAGUCGAAGAGGAAGGAUUUGAAACUUUGUAUCGAGGGGCUGUACCAGUUCUUCAGAGCAUCUGUGCUUCAAAUUUCGUCUACUUCUACUCUUUUCAUGGACUUAAAUCUCUUAGUAGUUCAUCAGUUGGCCAGAGUGCUGCAAGGGACCUCUUCCUAGCAUCAGUAGCUGGUGUUAUAAACGUUCUCACCACAACGCCAUUGUGGGUUGUUAAUACAAGGCUAAAGAUGGCAGGCGUUGGUCAGGAAAAACAGGAGAAACCUGCCUAUCGAGGUCUCAUUGAUGGACUCAUCAAAAUUGUGAAAACUGAAGGUGCGGCUCGAUUGUGGAGUGGAACAGGCCCUUCGUUGGUUUUGGUGUCGAAUCCAGCAAUACACUUCAUGGUGUAUGAAACUUUGAAGAGGUACAUCCUGGAUGGUCGCAAAGCCAGUGAGAUUUCCCCACUCACGUUCUUUGCUGUUGGAGCAACUGCUAAAGCUAUUGCAACACUCAUCACCUAUCCACUUCAACUUGUCCAGACGCGGAUGCGCCAUGGUCAUAAAUAUCCUGACUUGAAGGCAGAUGCCAGCAGUUUAGAGCUGACAUCUUAUAUCCUGAGGAAGUACGGCAUAAAGGGAUUGUACAAGGGAAUGGAGGCCAAAGUCCUUCAAACAAUCUUUACUGCUGCUCUCAUGUUCAUGACGUAUGAGCAGAUUGUUGCAUUUGUUUUCAAGCUUCUUCUCCGCAACCAACAGCUUGCUGCUCAAAGAAAAUAAAGUACCUGAAGUACAUUUUGCAAAGUUGAAAAAACUAGCUCAAGCUAGUUUGCUCUUUUAUUUUCACUUUUUUAAAGUCAUUUUUUUUUUUUAAGUUUUUUUACUAUUGGUGAUAGUUUUUGUUUUGUGAUUUGACAAUUUGCAUAUUUUUGUUUUUUUAUUAUUUCCAUGACUUCCUGGCAUUUCCUAUGCCUGUUUUCUAAAAAAAUUUAAGCUAUCAGGGGUGGCUCCAGAAAACAUUCCAGAGGGGACCAGGGACCUACACAUCUUGUCGAGUUUGUUGCCUUCCCGCGCCCUGAGUGAGGAUGUUGGGUCUGAAGGCUGGGCCCCUGGAGCUGGGACUGUUAGCUACGCUAGUCAGUAGAUGCCAAAUUAUUUAAGCGGGUGUCCGCAUGUUUUAAGCUCUAGUUAAUUUUUAUUAACUUUACUUUAGUGAUAUAUGUUGUCGACCAAAAGAGUGCAGCUUUAUAUUCUAUCUGAGGUGCUGAGGUGUUACUCUCUUAGCCCUCUAUUCAACCAUAUAUUAAAUUGACUUCUUUGGUGAUUGGUGUACUCCCUACUUAAUAUUCAUUGGUGGUCGAACGUCUUGGAAAUGUACCAUUCCAAGGCAUUCAUGAAAAAAAAUCAACAAUUAGCGUAAGGCUCAGUGAUGUGAACAAUAAAUGCGAAACAGUA
Molecule: messenger RNA, 1815 nt
Organism: Thrips palmi
Lineage: Eukaryota; Metazoa; Arthropoda; Insecta; Thysanoptera; Thripidae
Gene: PMP34
Product: peroxisomal membrane protein PMP34
Exons: 9
Coding region: 214-1140 (308 amino acids)
Biological process (GO): transmembrane transport
Cellular component (GO): peroxisomal membrane
Molecular function (GO): FAD transmembrane transporter activity; NAD transmembrane transporter activity; ATP transmembrane transporter activity
Source: RefSeq, a predicted model, not a curated record